Messenger RNA from Monomorium pharaonis (pharaoh ant), 5646 nucleotides. RefSeq names its product proteasome adapter and scaffold protein ECM29. The transcript has 28 exons. The record is from RefSeq and is a predicted model, not a curated record. The coding region runs from base 1 to 5427 and encodes 1808 amino acids. Gene Ontology annotation, biological process: proteasome assembly. Gene Ontology annotation, molecular function: molecular adaptor activity. Lineage: Eukaryota; Metazoa; Arthropoda; Insecta; Hymenoptera; Formicidae. Gene Ontology annotation, cellular component: nucleus; cytoplasm.
AUGGCAGCGGCUACGGACGAGCUGAUUUUACUCGAGCGGGUGUUUCUUCGCCUGGGCUCCGCCGAGACGGACGAGCAGUUACAGGCAUCGGUCUGCAAAUUUUUACCUCCUGUGCUGCUCAAGCUGUCCAGUGGACAGGAAGGUGUCAGAAAAAAGGUGAUGGAACUGUUGAUCCACAUAAACAAAAGAAUAAAGAGCAGGUCUCAGGUACAGCUGCCAGUUGAAGCUUUGCUCCUGCAGUAUCAGGAUCCAUCUGCUAGCUCAUUCGUAAUUAACUUUACCAUAAUAUAUAUAAAGCUAGGGUAUCCUCGAAUGGAAAUGAGCAAGCAAGCAGAACUGGUUCCGAGUGUACUGAACGCUAUUGAGGGGAAACCACUGUCUCAUCAAGACAGUUUAAUGCUGAUUAUAAUGCCGGCGUUAGGACAUAUCAACAUACCAUCAGAUCCUGAUAAACGGGCAUCUCUCUUAGGCUUGCAAGACAAGCCUUACGUCGCAAAGCAACUUAUAAAUUUCAUGCUCGACGUAUUAUUGUUGCCGUAUGGAUCUGUGGGACAAACGGAAAAUCAACAAUCUGGACAGACCAUUGAUUGGUCACAGUUCACUGUACCGCCAGGUUUGAGCGACUACGCGUUCAAAAGGGUGAUAGGCGAGAAUCCACCUACGGCCGAACAACUCGAGCAGAUAAAGUUGGGCAUUGUCAAGUUCCUCAUUGGUGGAUUUUUCCCUGAUACAGAUAUUCUGAUACACUUGAUCGUAGCGGCCGCGGAUACCAGAUUCAGCAUCGCUAACAUGGCGGAUUUAGAAUUGAAAAAGAUGGUCGGUACGUUGGACUGGUCCUCGAUGCAACUGGCAGCUCCACUCUACACUUUAUUCCUGGGAACUGACGCGUUAGCCACGCAAAAGGAGGUGAAACCCGAAAUGAAACGGCAACCUGCAAGCACACGAAUUCGUCUUAAGCUUUUGCAGUAUCUUUGUCGGGUGACUAAAGCGGGAUUCAUUAUACCGCCGUGUAUUCAAGUUAUUUUCGAUUCACUGUAUGGAAAAAAUACAAAUGCAAAGUUAAAGUCAUUAGCGCUGCAGUUUACGUCAAAUAUCGUCCAGCAUUGCAGUCUUGUUCCGUUAACCCGCGUUGCCGGAGUAAUCUUAAAUGGCAUGAUAAAAUUGAUCUCUGAAGGCGAUGACGUGCACAAGCCGAUGGCGUACACGGUCAUUGGACAACUUGGUCAAAGAAUACCAUCUCUGAUAAACAAAGAUUUGAGUUUGUUACACAGCUUAUUCGAUACGCUUGUCUCUACGGAUGGCGAACUACGACGCACAGUAAGGGACGCAUUGAUCUGCGUGACGUCUGCGUUCGUGCUGAGCAAAGAGGAUGAGAGCAAUAUAGCUCUAAUGAAUGCGCUACUGUCGGUACACAUUGAAUCGCCAGAAUCGAACGUAAGAUUUGUGGCAAUGCAUUAUGCCGCAACUGUGUUUCCACCCGAUGACGCUCCGUCUCGGUAUCUAUUGUUAUUAGCGUGCGGCGAUAACAAGCAUGAGAUAAGUACAGAAGCUAUGAAAGCGCUUUACGGUGUUGUUCACAAAAACGAGGACGAUCAACAAAUUAGUAACAAGAUCUUGUUGCCCGAGUUUGUGAAGUUAGUAACUUACAUUUAUUCGAGGAUGCAGUCAAGAAUGCCUGCUGCGAGUAGCGGCAGAAACAUGGAUAAGCAAGUACUUCCGUAUAGUACUGCCACGUUUUCCGAAAUUAUUUCUUAUUGCCGCAUUUGCCUCACUAGAAGUGCUAAUAUUCCCGCGCGAAAUGAGCCGCUGCAACAUCCCUGCGAGCAUACUCCUUUGAUUGGACGUUAUUUGGAAAAAUUAUACAAAGAUCAACCAGAAAUAUUAAAUAAUUAUCUUGAUAUGAUUUUACUCUUAAGUCAUUCUUCUGCAGAUCAAAUUUCCUUGAACGCAUUAUUGGAAGUACUUGGAUCCGUUCCGCAUUAUAUAAUAAAAUCAUAUGAGAAAGAAUUACCGUGGCUCUGUUCCUUGCUUGCUUCCGCUAAGCAAGAUAUACGACAACUAGCUGCGAAAGUAUAUGCCGCUAUUACCGGCUAUUUUCCAAAGAAUGAAUUCGAGAAAAAUGUUUCGAGCAUUAUGGAUAUUAUAAAUAGGAAAAAUUUGGAAGCACAGCAUGGCGCACUAAUGACUCUAACUUACAUGAUGGAGAGAAAUUUAAUGCAACAACGGAACGAAAAUAAAGAAGAUUUGUGUAAUUGGACAACUUAUAACGAUAUUGUAAAAGCAAUAUGUACAUAUCUUCGUGAUAACGCGAUAUUAUUAAUGGAUGCGGCUAUUCAAGCUGUCGGCAUCUUAGGUAGAACGUAUUCUCUACCAUUACCAGCAGAAGGCGAUAACGAAUUGAACAAGAAAGCAAUAGUAGAAACGCUCUUUUCCAUCUUGUCCAAUGCCAAAUUGAAUACUAAGAUGAAGGAGAAAGCUGCGCUUUCAUUGGGAUACUUGUGUGUCGGCGAGUGUUUUCCGCAUACCACGGACAUUGCGAACAAAAUUAUAGCAACGGUCAAAGAGACGAAAGAUAUUGAAAUUCAUUUAAUUCUGGGAGAAGCCUUGGUUUGCUGCGUUCAAGCGCAAGCUUCUUCGGAAGCGAGAGACGCUUGGACGACUUUACCCGUCGAACACAUUGUUCCAUAUAGUAAGGAGAGUGACGAAUUAUUGGUACACGUGUUGAAUGAAUUAUUUAAUAUAUACAAAGAGCCUCAUCCAAACUUACGACAGGCAGUAUGUGUAUGGCUGUUCGCACUUCUAAAACACAACGUUCAACGAGAAUGUAUUAAGGAAAGAUUGUCCAUGAUUCAUCAUGCAUUUAUAGAUUUUCUUUCAGAUGACAGUGAUAUUGUGCAAGAUAUUGCUUCGAAAGGCCUUAGUCUGGUGCAUAUUAACGGCAAACCAGAAGAACGUGAGGCUUUAGUGUCCACUAUAUUAGAUCAGUUUAUGCAAGGUCGCAGGACGGUACAGCAAGUUACCGCCGAUACCAAAUUGUUUGAAGAAGGUCAACUGGGAAAAAGUCCAUCAGGUGGCAAUCUGUCAACGUACCGAGAAAUCUGUUCUCUCGCGACGGAAUUGCAGAAACCCGAGCUCGUGUAUUAUUUCAUGCAUUUGGCAAAUCAUAAUGCGAUGUGGACAUCCAAGAAGGGGGCCGCGUUUGGUUUUGCGGCAAUCGCUAAUAUCGCGAGAGAUGAAUUGAAUAAAUAUCUGCCUAAUAUUAUACCACGAUUGUACAGAUAUCAAUUCGAUCCGACCCCGAAGAUCCAGCAGAGUAUGACCAGCAUCUGGCGAGCCGUCGUACCUUCCACGACGAAAGCUAUUGAACAAUAUCAUAAAGAAAUAUUGACUGAUGUAACUGAUAAUCUAACGAAUAACGAAUGGAGAGUACGUAUCAGUUGUUGUAAUGCUCUCGCAGAUCUUUUAAGGACAAACGUCCAAUUUGACUUCGCCGAAUGUGGCCCGGAACUCUGGAAGAAACUGUUUCGCGUAAUGGAUGAUAUUCACGAGGGCACGCGGUUAGCCGCGACGAACACCACCAAGAUACUUAGUAAGGUUUGCAUACGUCAUUGUGAUUCGUCGCACGGUAACGCAGGAAAAGAAGUCAUUCAAGCGAUAUUGCCUGUACUACUCGAGAUUGGAAUUACACAUGUCGUAGAUACAGUGAGAGCUAUAUCGUUGCUAACUGUGUCUCAACUUGUGUCCACGGCCGGUGUUUUACUGAAACCGUCACUCGUCAAUCUGAUACCGUCAUUAUUAGAAACGAUUGGUGAAUCAGAGAAUCCCAAGCUCUCGUACUUGAGCAAUGUGUGUGGCGCAACUACGGAAACUCAGGAAGCUAUCGAUAAUCUUAGAGCGAAUGUUGCCAAAGGCCACUACGCGUCGGAUACAAUAACGAAGUGCAUUCAAUACAUCGAUGCAGAUGUAUUAAAGAAUUUAAUGCCAAAAGUAAUAGAUUUAAUCAAGUUCAGCAUAGGAUUUGGAACGAAAAUUGCCUGUUCGCAUUUUGUCAUUCUUCUCAGUACACAUCUGAAAACAGAGUUGCAGCCUUACAGUGCUAAGGUAUUAUCUGCCUUACUCAACGGUUUGUUGGAUCGUAAUACUGCCGUGAGAAAAAAUAAUGCGAUUAGCAUUGGGCAUAUAGUAGGCUCUGCUAAAGAUUCUAGUCUGGAUAAAUUAUUUAAUACCUUAAACACGUGGUAUCUGGAACGCGAAGAUGAUGCAAUAAGAUUAGCGAUCGGACAAACUUUGCAAUCCAUAAAUAAUUAUAAUCAGGAGAAAUUAAAGAAUUAUCAAAAAAUAGUCAUUCCUCUUGCUUUUUUCGCUAUGCACGCGGAGAAAAUACCAGGAAACGAAAGCACCGUGGAAUUAUGGACUGAUUUCUGGAACGAAAUAACGCCUGGGACUGAAGCAGGAAUCUUACAAAACCUGCGACCAAUAACCGAUAUUUUACAUACGGCUUUGGAGUCGGCAUCAUGGACUACGAAAGUGCAAGCGGCAAAUGCGGUUCAUACUAUUGCUUUAAAGUCAGGUCACAACAUCGAUGCGGAAGCCAGAAAUACUUUAUUAAAGAUACUAACCGAUGGUUUGCGUGGUAGAACGUGGAACGGAAAGGAACGUCUAUUGAAUGCUCUCGCUAUGUUAGCAUGUAAUAGCAAAGAAGCCUUAAAUGCAGACCCGGCGUUGUUAGAUACCGUUGUGGUAACACUACAUAGGGAAAGUAAAAAGGAAAACGUAGAGUAUCGUCGACAUGCGUUACAAGCGUUUGCUAUGGUCUUGCAUGAACUUGAUAUUGAUAGGUUUACCGAAAUAUAUGAAAUUGUACAGGAAAUACUGAUUAAGGUAUCUGAUAAAAAUAACGAUGACGAGGACACGGCGGAAGAAAAUAGGAAGAAGAAGGAAAAUAAUAUCAAGUUACAAGAAACAGUUUACGAGGUGCUUGGGAAAGCAUGGCCUUCCACCAAAGAGACUCAAGAUAAAUAUUGCAUAGAAUUUGUGACUCACUGUCAGAAGGUACUGCCAAAUAGUACAAGGUCUGUCCAGGUCGCUAUCUUGACAGCGUUAAAUCUCUUUGUGGAUAGACUUGUCUUAUUAAAGAUAAGCAAAGCGGAAAUGCCAUUAAAAGAUAAAAAAUUAUUAGAUCAAAUAGGCGAUAGUCUCAAUAAAAUAUUAUCAUAUUGUAUAAAUAUUUCGAAGUUCACCAAAAUUAGAAAAGAAGCGUUAAACAUGGUUCUUUCCUUAGCAAGAAAAAUGCGCGAAACGAACAAUGACGAACAGCUUGAGAAAAUAACGCGCCUUUUGAAAGAACUCUUGCCUGAUUUAGCAAAAGAUAAUCAACCAGAAAUACGGACCAGAGUAAUCGAUAUCAAAGAAAUGCUUAAAAUUUAACUAGCACGUACAUGCAUUAAAUGUGCAUAUGGUAUCGGGCACUCUAAUCGAAUUCAUCUUUCUUACACGUCAAAAUAUGUUUCAUACAGUCGUUGAUGUUGGCAAUCUCAGAACGAUAACAAAAGAUUGAUAGCUAUGGUUGCGUGUUUAUUUAAUAUGUUAAAUGUAGAUGUGCCUAAUAUAGUAUUAUACUCCUUAAUAAAAUGUAAUUUAAAACAA